Eufriesea mexicana is the source of this 527-nucleotide messenger RNA. It is a transcript of the gene RpII15, whose product is annotated as RNA polymerase II subunit RpII15. Gene Ontology annotation, biological process: maintenance of transcriptional fidelity during transcription elongation by RNA polymerase II; DNA-templated transcription; transcription-coupled nucleotide-excision repair. The coding region runs from base 68 to 460 and encodes 130 amino acids. NCBI's taxonomy places the organism in Eukaryota, Metazoa, Arthropoda, Insecta, Hymenoptera, Apidae. The transcript is spliced from 3 exons. Gene Ontology annotation, molecular function: DNA-directed RNA polymerase activity; zinc ion binding; nucleic acid binding. The record is from RefSeq and is a predicted model, not a curated record. Gene Ontology annotation, cellular component: RNA polymerase II, core complex.
UCUCCUUUUUUAUUGUGUAUAUUUAUUGAAUUUUGUUGAAUACAAAAGAAACUGAGACGUACAAAAUAUGUUGAAAAUUACUGGUUAUGAUGCGCAUGAUGAUGGACCAGGUUUCGUUGGUAUUAGAUUUUGUCAAGAAUGUAACAACAUGUUAUAUCCAAAAGAAGAUAAGGAGAAUAAAGUACUAAUGUAUGCAUGCAGAAAUUGUGAUUUCAAGCAACUAGCUGAUAGCAAUUGUAUUUAUGUAAAUAAAAUUAUGCACGAAAUAGAUGAAUUGACACAUAUUGUUGCGGAUGUCAUAUCAGAUCCUACUUUACCAAGAACCGAAGAACACCCAUGUCCAAAGUGUAAUCACAGAGAAGCAGUAUUUUUUCAAGCACAAACUAGACGAGCAGAAGAAGAAAUGAGAUUAUAUUAUGUUUGUACUAAUCAGCAUUGUUCUCAUAGGUGGACAGAAUAAUGUUUUAGAAGCAGUUUGAAAAUCUAUAAAAAAGAUAAUAAAAGUAAUAACAAAAGGAAAAAUAUGA